Limanda limanda (common dab) is the source of this 2245-nucleotide messenger RNA. RefSeq lists its product as uncharacterized. The record is from RefSeq and is a predicted model, not a curated record. Lineage: Eukaryota; Metazoa; Chordata; Actinopteri; Pleuronectiformes; Pleuronectidae. The transcript has 4 exons. Gene Ontology annotation, biological process: regulation of transcription by RNA polymerase II. Bases 76 to 1449 code for a protein of 457 amino acids. Gene Ontology annotation, molecular function: DNA-binding transcription factor activity, RNA polymerase II-specific; RNA polymerase II cis-regulatory region sequence-specific DNA binding.
UAAAUAAAGGUUUCCGCUGAUUUUCCUCAUCCAACGAUCUUUGCUCUUCGUCUCUGAGCUCUGCACCGACCGACCAUGUCCGCGGACGUAGUGGACCUGCCGGCGCAGGUGGAGUCGGUGCUGGUGGCGCUGGUCAAAGCGGCCACGGUGGAGUUGACCAAACUGUUCGAGAGCAGGUACCGAGCCUCGGCCGCUGUGGCCGCGGGCCGCACGGAGGACCGGACGGAGGACCGGAGGGACCUCGACCCGCUGGAGCCCCCGGCCGGUUCCUCCGCUGCGGACACGAAACGCAGCAUCGGGGUGCAAGUGGACGAGGUGACUUAUCUGCCGCUGGAGCUUCCUGGUCCCCCCUUCCUCUCAAAUGGUGAUUGUCUGACGGAGUGCGAGGAGGAGCUGGCUGUGGUGGAGGGCUGCCUCACUCCAUCAGAAAUCCUCGUGGAUGGAGACCCCGAAUGGUGGCCUCUGAAGGAAAAGCUUUUGGCAAAGCCUGUGGAUAUGGUGGAGCUGAGCGUCCUUGAAACAGAGUCUCCAGCUGAUAGUGAAUCCAAAACAGAAAUUGUUUUGCAUGUGUGUACGGACACAACCAUGCAGGACUCAACUCCAACAACACAAAAGCCUCUCGACAUCCUGCCAGACACCAGUGAUGUCGCCUCAGAGAAGGAUGUGAAGCUUGUUUGCCCGUUGAAACUGAAACGGGAGCCACAGCAGACCUGUGUGAGCACUGCCCAGGGCACCGCCUACAGCCCGUCUCCGUCGGAUGGAGCUCUUCACGUUAUGCUCUGGGAACCGAUCCAGGCGCCAAAGGAGGCAAAGAAGAACAGUCUUCAGAUGAAACUGAAGUUGACGUCGCCAGAUCAAAAGCUGCUGAGUCCUUGUGCGGUGCAGCUGGUGGAUGUGCUCAGGGUGCCUCAUUCAGAGGCCAAGCUCCAAGAUGAUGUGGCCAACCGCAGAACUGGUUGGCGUCAGCCCAAAGAUCUCCGUCGCCACCAAGGCCUCCACACAGGCCAUCGCCUCUGCUGUUUCACCCCGUGUGAUAACGGCAUUUGGCGCCUCCGAGCGGUCGUCACUCACUCCCGCGAGGGCUACGCGUGCAGCGUCUGCGGGAAGACAUUCAAACACAGAAAGAUUCUCCGGCGGCACGAGCGAUUCCACAGCGGAGAUAAACCGUACCCGUGUUCAGAGUGCUCAAAGACGUUUGCGCUCAGGAAGAGCCUCCGCCGACACCUCCGAUUCCACAACGGGGAGAGGCCGCACACCUGCACACAAUGCAGCAAAAGCUUCCGCCUGCGUGAAAAUCUGAAAGCACAUUUGAGGUUUCACAGCGGAGAAAAGCCUUUCAGCUGCAGCACCUGUGGGAAGAUGUUCCGGAUCAUGAGGAAUCUGGAGAAGCACAAUCUGAGCCAGUGUGGAUACUUUGUCCCUUCAUUUAAGACGCUUGCUGGCAUGUAGCUGCAGACGGUGGCGCCACCAUUUUCUACCUCGUGCUAACCUCGUUCAGACCGAUCAGCUGCGGUCCUGAGUGAUCCGGUCACAAGUGGUCAGCACUAAGUUCAAGUCUGAACACGCCCAAAUACGUACUGAGAUCUGAUCACUCAAAGCACAUGGGGAGGUGAUCCUGGACGCAUGUGGGAACAUUGGUUUUGCUGCGGUAACACGGAUAUGUCCUACUGAGCUACAGUUUCACCAUGAAUCAAACAUAUUUUUGUGCUUUUUAAGCCACAAUCUCAACACUGAACCGCCACAUAAAAACUUUCUUCAAACAACCAACCAUCAACUCAUGCGGCCCAUCCUGACUUGGAUUGCUGUCUUUCCCCAUCUCUCUCUUGCUCUGCUCACGUCAACACACAAACACACACACACACACACACAUACACACACACAGUGAUAACAAGCAUGUCUGUGAACUCAGACUGAAAAAAACAAACAUAAUUUGGUCUUUGCCAACACAUAGAUAUCUAUGAUUAUUUGCAUAACGCCAGCCUUACACAGGACGCGGAAGCAACGCCAAAGCGCCAGGCAGCGCUUAUAAUAUCACCCGUUGACCAAGUAGUAUAAAAGCAUAUAGUCACUUCUUGCUCUAACAUUAACUGCAACAGCGUCCCAACAUUUGUCCUUUUUGGUGUUAUCUUUAUACAACAUGUGCCGAGGAUCAUACAGCUCACUGUACCUCUCAACUUCAAUUAUUAAUUUAAUGUCAUCCAUCUUCAAUAACUUCUCCGCUGUUUGCUCCGUUCAAUGUCGGGUG